Messenger RNA from Aspergillus pseudonomiae, 688 nucleotides. RefSeq lists its product as uncharacterized. NCBI's taxonomy places the organism in Eukaryota, Fungi, Ascomycota, Eurotiomycetes, Eurotiales, Aspergillaceae. The transcript has a single exon. Bases 43 to 381 code for a protein of 112 amino acids. The record is from RefSeq and is a predicted model, not a curated record.
GCGAUUUUAGGGUCUGUGGAUCGGUCCAGCUUUGUCCGGCUCAUGCCUGAGGCACCAACAGCUGCGGGUGUGCCUUUCCGUUCGACAUCAACACCGAGUCCAUCCCGGAGUCCGGAUAACACCCUCGCUGCCUACGCGAACGGCCCCGCCCUGGAACACCCUGAAUCAAGUUUUCUCGAUAACAUUGGCAUAUCACUUGCAGGAAUCCGAACCUCUGGCCCCUUUGGGAAACGAAACGCCAUUAGGCGUGUCCAUCUCCCCGGUCCGCAUGCAGCCCGAUAUCCUGACGCUGCGUACCCAUUUGUCAUGAACUACAAUCAAAUUACAAUAUGCAUGAUGUCACUGUCUGCCCUACUAUCCCAAUGUGGUGCCAUCCGUUGACGUACGUAUAGACUUGGAUAACCCUAUACUAACAAUGCAAACCUCGAGCUGGGUAGAGCUAAGUUAAUACUCAAACAAUGGGAAGCAAUGAAGGUGUUCGAGCUACUGGCACUCUAUUCGGAUAAUUGCCAACUAGACCAGCUCAUCGAGCGCGGCCUUGAGAUGUGUGGCGGAUGCCACGCUGAUAUGCAUGUCAAAGCGGAGCUCAGCAAGGAUUGACGUGCUGGGAGGAUCGAACAGCGCAUUCAAACAAGACAGACGUACAGAUUAAGGUUAACGCAUGUUAAGAGUCUCUUACAUUGUCAAG